This is a messenger RNA of Carlito syrichta (Philippine tarsier), 3037 nucleotides long. It is a transcript of the gene ZNF483, whose product is annotated as zinc finger protein 483. Gene Ontology annotation, molecular function: DNA-binding transcription repressor activity, RNA polymerase II-specific. Lineage: Eukaryota; Metazoa; Chordata; Mammalia; Primates; Tarsiidae. The transcript has 6 exons. Gene Ontology annotation, biological process: negative regulation of transcription by RNA polymerase II. The coding region runs from base 257 to 2500 and encodes 747 amino acids. The record is from RefSeq and is a predicted model, not a curated record.
GCAGGCGCGGUGGUCCCCCACGGGCUUGCGCGCGCAGCUGCUGCGGCACAACCUUCUGGAAGCUCAUUGCAGUGGCUUCGGUGCUGGCUGCGGUUGGUGGUGCAGUUUCUGCAAGACUGUAAACGGAAUUCUGGAACCUUGAUAUUUUGCUGUGUAUAGUGCCUGUUGGUGGACGGUACUGAUAAUCAGCUAGAGUCUGAAAGGGACUGGAUCCUGCUCCUGUUACACAGCGCAAGCUGUAGUGCCCUUGAACAAGAUGACAGCCAUCUCACCAGACUCUCAAACUCUGGCCUCGAGUGAAGAAAACAAGGUCCUAGGAAUGGUUACUUCUGGGGAUCAAGAAGCUAUGUUAAGAGGAGACACUGCUGACCUAGAGUCUUUCAGACAGAGGUUCAGGUCAUUUUGUUACUCAGAAGUAGCGGGACCCAGGAAAGCUCUGAAUCAACUCUGGGAGCUCUGCAUUCAGUGGCUGAGACCAGACAUCCACACAAAGGAACAGAUUUUAGAGCUUUUGGUGUUUGAGCAAUUCCUGACCAUUUUGCCAGGGGAGAUCAGGAUUUGGGUAAAGUCACAACGUCCUAAGAGUAGUGAGGAGGUGGUGACCCUAAUAGAAGAUUUGACCCAAAUGCUUGAAGGAAAAGAAGAUCCAGACUCUGAAGAUUCUGCCAUCUCCCAAGAGGAGAUCUUGGAAGAAGAUAAAAUGGUUGCUGUUCGCUCGAAUACUGAGUCUCAUGAAACUAUAACAUUCAAGGAUGUGACUGUGAACUUUUCCAGAGGAGAAUGGAGGAAGCUGGAGCCUUUUCAAAAGGAUCUGUACAAGGAAGUGUUACUGGAAAACUUCAGAAACCUAGAAUUUCUCGGCUUUCCAGUUUCCAAAUUAGAUUUGGUUUCCCGGCUAAAAUGGGUUGACUUGCCAUGGUUGCUGGAAAAAGAAGUAUCAAAAGGCUCCAGACCAGAGUGUGAACCUAGAGGUGAUGUUCUUAUGGAGGAAGCAACUUUAGAUAAAAUAAUAGAAAGAUGCCUCAGGGAUGAUGAUUAUGGCUUGUUGGAAGAAUUCCGGAAAUAUUAUGGCAGAUCAGAGGAGGAUCACCGCAAUCAGAGAUAUUCAAAAGGAAAAGUCACACAAAAGAAAACCCGUGGGAAAGGCAGGAAGGGUGAGAAAUUUGAUCCAGAAAAGAGUCCCUUUGGAAGUAAUUUAAAAGAAACAUCAGACAUAAUUAAAUAUCUGAGAGUCUACUUAAAGAAGAAAUCUCGGAGGCAUAAUGAAAGCAAGAAACCCUUCAGUUUUCAUUCAGACCUUAUCGUGAACCGCAAAGACAAAACCCCUGGAGAAAAGUCACGUAAAUGUAACGAAGGUGGAAAAGUCUUAAGUCACUCUUCCUCUCUUACUGAACAUCAGAAGCGCCAGAAGAUUCUUUUAGCGAAUAAGACCCAGAAGUGCAGUAAGUGCGGGAUAACCUUUAUUCAAAGAUCAUCCAUUUCUAGGAGGAAAAUCCCUACAUGUGAGAAAUGUUGGAAAGAAUCACGUCAGGCGGCAGCCUUACGUAAAAAUGAGGGAACUGAGACUGGAGAAAAGACUCAUAAAUGUAGUAAAUGUGGAAAAGCCUUUGGCUACAGUGCCUCACUCACCAAACAUCGGCGAAUUCACACUGGAGAGAAACCAUAUAUGUGUAAUGAAUGUGGAAAAGCUUUCAGUGACAGUUCAUCACUCACGCCACAUCAUAGAACUCAUAGUGGAGAGAAACCCUUCAAAUGUGAUGAUUGUGGAAAAGAUUUCACCCUGAGUGCUCAUCUCAUUAAACAUCAGAGAAUUCACACGGGAGAAAAACCUUAUAAAUGUAACGACUGCGGGAGACCAUUUAGUGACAGUUCAUCUCUUAUUCAACAUCAGCGAAUUCAUACUGGAGAAAAACCCUAUACAUGUAACGAUUGUGGAAAAUCCUUCAGUCAUAGCUCAUCCCUUUCUAAACAUCAAAGAAUUCAUACUGGAGAGAAACCUUAUAAAUGUGGUGAGUGUGGAAAAGCCUUUAGACAGAAUUCUUGCCUUACCCGCCAUCAGAGAAUUCACACUGGAGAAAAACCGUAUUUGUGUAAUGAUUGUGGGAUGACUUUCAGCCAUUUUACAUCUGUCAUUUAUCAUCAGAGACUUCAUUCGGGAGAAAAGCCCUACAAAUGUAACCAGUGUGAGAAAGCCUUUCCUACUCAUUCGCUCCUUAGUCGUCAUCAGAGAAUUCAUACUGGUGUGAAGCCUUAUAAGUGUAAAGAAUGUGGUAAAUCCUUUAGUCAGAGUUCAUCUCUUAACGAACAUCACCGGAUUCAUACUGGAGAGAAACCCUAUGAAUGUAACUAUUGUGGAGCCACAUUUAGCCGAAGCUCAAUCCUUGUAGAACACCUAAAAAUUCACACCGGAAGGAGGGAAUAUGAAUGUAAUGAAUGUGACAAAAUAUUUAAAAGUAAUUCAGGUCUCAUCAGACAUCGGGGAUUUCACUCUGCAGAGUAAUUCUGGGAAUAUUGUAUGGUGGGGGGGGAAUUUAGUUUAAACGGUCAGUUACUGAUGUCCUGAAAUAUACACUACUUUUAAUGUUGGUCAGUAGCUGCAACUUUGAUAAGUUGGCAGCUAGGAAAAAUAUUCUUUUUCCCAUUCCCCAUUCUUUUCAAGGUUAUCAGCUGCUGGUAAAUAGUAAUUAGUUGGUAAAGUCAUGUGGAACGUGAAGAAAGUAGUAGGAGAUAUAAAAUGAUUCCAAAAGGCCAAGCUCAAAAUUGAAAAGCUACUUUCUUCAGAGGAUUUCCCUCUCUUCUGCCUUCCCUACAUAGUAUGAUGGAAAGAACUUGACUGCAGUCAGAUAACCUAGAUUCUGUCCCAGUUGACCAACCAACUUGGUAUAUAGCCAUGGACAAGUCAUUUGACCUUUUUGAAUUUUAGUUUCUUCACCAGGAGAAUGAAGGGCUGGGACUGAUGAUUUCUAAGUUCUUUGUUUUUGCUUUUGGUAUCCCCGAUAAUCUUUGAAGCUGUGAAAAUAAGUUAUUUUUGAUUUAU